GCGAGCGGCGUCUGUUGGCGCGCGGGCGGGCGGGCCGCUCUGAGGUGCUGUCAUGGCGCUCGCUUCGCUGCAGCCCCUGGAGGCGCUGAAAUACGCCGAGCUCCAGCGCAUCGCCAAGGCCGCCGGGCUGCGGGCAAACCUGCGGGCAGACAAAUUGUUGGAAUCAUUGAAGCAACACUUUGAAAGGACCAAUGGAGAAAGUGAAAACAUGGGUUCUGUAAAGAGUGCAUCUGCUCCUAUUAAAUCAGAUGAACUGAGCAUUCAGGAGGAAAUUUUGUCUGAUUCAGUGUGUUUCAUUACAAAAAGAGGUGGUAAGGAUAAGAAAAUAACCAGAAAAAAGAGGAACUCCCGUGAGGAAACAAAUAGCAGUGAAGAAAACCCAGUGCUUUCUGAUGAGAAACAGGUGCAUUCUGAAAUGAAAGAAAAUGAAGUGCCUCAGGGUGAGCACAAAAAGGGAGAGAAGAUAUCACAAAACAAAAUCGAGAUAACUGAAGAGAGAGCUACUGAGAAUCCAAGGAUGGGUGCUGGCCAGAAGAAACAAGCAGAGAAGACUUCUACUAGAGGCAGGGGAGAGCAACGUAAUGCCCGUCCUGCAGGAGGGAAGAUCCCUGUGCCUGUGGGCCGUGCAUCGAGGUCUGCAGGAGUGACAGCUACCACACCAAACUUUAAAAAGUUGCAUGAGGCUCAGUUCAAGAAAAUGGAAUCUAUUGCUGACUACGUUGAGAGGAAAAAAAAACUGAAUGAAAGUUGCAGUGCAGUCAAGAAACAAGCCAGUGGCAAAAGAUUUUUAUUCAGCCCAAAUCCAGAAAGAGGCAGGUUCUCCACCACCAGCACUCCUUGUAACCUGCGGCGCUCACCACGCAAUUCUCUGAACGCUGCUAAUCGGAACAUUUUAUCCCAGAAGUCUUCAUUUCAUCCUUCCAUACUUUCAACAUCCAAAAUGAAUGUCAGGUUCUCAGAAGCCACAAAAGAUAAUGAGCACAAACGCUCUCUUACCAAGACUCCAUCUAGAAUGUCUCCAUACAUGGAGGAGAUCUGCACACCUGACACUCCAAAGAGCUGUAAACUAAUAAGUAAGAAGAACAGUAAGGGGAAUGCAAGAAAUAAUGAUCUGACUGCAGCAAAGGCUCUUACCCCCUUCAAGUUUGGAGCUCAACCUGCACAACCCACAAGCGGAAAGAAGACAUUUGAUCUCAAAGCAAGCCUCUCUCGGCCACUUCGGUAUCAGCCACACAAAGGACGACUAAAACCGUGGGGAGAAUUUAAAGAAAAUGCUGUUCCCAGUAGGUCUGGUGGUAUCUGUUCACAUAGGAAAGAUUACAAACAGCCACAUCUCCAGACAAGGGAAGAAAGGCGUGAGACACUUGAGCAAGACAGAAAAAAGAAAAAGGCUCAUGCUCUUGCCAAACGUAGAGGCCUAUCUGGGUGUUAGGACAAACAAGAAAGAUCUAAGAGAUCACUGUAAAUACUGUAAAUCUUCUUUCUUCAUAAUGUUUUCAUUUAACUAAUUUACUUGACUAAAAGAUGUUAAAGAGGAAAAUAUAAGUGGAAAAAAAAGCUCAAGAAGCCUCCUUGCAACUUAGGGUAGACUUGUGCAUCAGAAUGGACUUGUCCAUUGUGCUAGAAUGCAGGCCAUGCAGGCUUUAGAUAGCAGCAGCUUCAAAACGUUCCAGUGUUCAAAAUGACAAGAUUUGAAAGUACCUGCUUGCCCUGUUCUCCAGAUCAAUCCUUAAGUUCUCUAAGUUACAGCAAUUACUCAGCAUUUCUAAUUGAAUGCCUAUGAAACAGUAGGGAAUUUCAAAGUGAAGAAAAAAUAUGCAAGCUCUCUGGCAAACUGAUGCAUAAUUGUAAACUACCUUUUUGAAAAAGUCACAACUGAAUUGACAAAUUACCAGCUGAAUGCUUUGAACAAUUAAGGUUUUGCUCCUUUCUAUAGUAAAUAGCAGAUGUUAAAAUCCUCUUGCUUUUCACCUCUAAGAUGCUUAAUUGUGUUGAGGUACAUUUUAAAAGAAUGGUUUUAAAAGAAGCUGUUAUUUUUACAUUAAAAAAAUACAUAGAAAAGUUGUCUGGAUUUUUUAGGGAUAGAAGUAGAAAGGUAAUUUAGCAGCUGUAAUCUCAGCUGUUGAGCAAAUAAAUGUUUCAGUGAAUUUAUGUCCUAUCAUAUGUUGUGAUGUCAAGAAAAAACAAAUUUCUAAAUAAAUGUAAUGGGGGAAAUAAA
This is a messenger RNA of Passer domesticus (house sparrow), 2218 nucleotides long. RefSeq names its product nucleolar and spindle associated protein 1 (gene NUSAP1). Gene Ontology annotation, cellular component: mitotic spindle; microtubule; nucleolus. Gene Ontology annotation, molecular function: microtubule binding. The transcript has 11 exons. Gene Ontology annotation, biological process: mitotic cytokinesis; establishment of mitotic spindle localization; mitotic chromosome condensation. Bases 53 to 1432 code for a protein of 459 amino acids. NCBI's taxonomy places the organism in Eukaryota, Metazoa, Chordata, Aves, Passeriformes, Passeridae. The record is from RefSeq and is a predicted model, not a curated record.